Molecule: messenger RNA, 384 nt
Organism: Aspergillus oryzae RIB40
Lineage: Eukaryota; Fungi; Ascomycota; Eurotiomycetes; Eurotiales; Aspergillaceae
Exons: 2
Coding region: 1-384 (127 amino acids)
Biological process (GO): regulation of DNA-templated transcription
Molecular function (GO): DNA-binding transcription factor activity
Source: RefSeq, a predicted model, not a curated record
AUGCAUCGUUUACGGGAACCGGGUUCAAUGAGCCCCGGCUUAAUCAAUAAAGAAACUCCAACUUCGAACACUGAUGCGGCGGACUCAUUACCCGGUCAAGAAUACCUAGCCGAGACAUUAUCCCCUGAAGUAUCCGGCACCAGUCGUUCUAAGCGCAAAGCAGGCACCCUCAAACAGGAUCCUAGCGAUGAGAAAGCCAUGACAGCCAUCAAACGACAGCGUAACACCAUGGCUGCGCGGAGAUACCGUCAAAAGGGACGAGAUCGCAUUUCUGAACUGGAGUGCGCCUUGAGAGACAUGGAACACGAGCGAAACGAGCUUAGGCUCCAGCUGGCGAGGAGAGAGGCCGAAGUGGCUGCCUUGAAGGAGAUGUUGAGGAGGUAG